Molecule: messenger RNA, 699 nt
Organism: Dufourea novaeangliae
Lineage: Eukaryota; Metazoa; Arthropoda; Insecta; Hymenoptera; Halictidae
Exons: 2
Coding region: 1-699 (232 amino acids)
Source: RefSeq, a predicted model, not a curated record
AUGCAUUCUUGUACGACGAUGCCAGAGGCGCCAUGCCCGCCGGAUUGUCCGCCGCCGAAGCCGUUGAACGAUCCUUCGUCGAAGUAUUACAGGGAAAUCGGUACGGCGAUGGUUGGCAAUGAACUGAUUAUUCGUAUGGAGAGGGAGAAAGGUAAAUCGAAGAGAUUGAGAGACUGGGAUCCUCCCUGCGAUUGCGACGUAGUAGAGAUACAAAGGCCGACGAGCAAAGAGGGUCCGAAAAUACUGAAGGGUCCCGAGAACAAUCGUAUCCUCUUCCGUGUUCAGUCGAAGACCCAGGAGAAUAAGGAGGAUGGUGAUGGAAAGGCUCAAGGAAUUUAUUACGAAGUCGGUCAAUGCAAAAACGACCGGAACUCGGCAAGAAUGUGCAGAACGUUCACCAUCUAUCCCGUGAUGGACUCGCCGUGUUCGCAGGUGGUGCACACCGAUCGUGUCACCGAGGGUGACGAGAAUGUGUUCAUGUUAAAGGUGAGGAAGAAGCCUAAUACCAACGAGGAGCCGAAGAAAAACAUCGAAUUGGAGCUGAGAACGCCGAGGCCAUCGACACCACCCCCGAUGCAACCGGAAGAGCAGCUACCAGUGGAGAAAGUAUCCCUUAAGGACGAGAGAAAAGUUAAGAAAAAGACUUCGGAAGAGAAAACGAAGAAGGACGUAACGAAAUAUAAAAAGAAGAAACGUUGA